This is a messenger RNA of Glycine soja, 978 nucleotides long. RefSeq names its product UPF0426 protein At1g28150, chloroplastic-like. The record is from RefSeq and is a predicted model, not a curated record. The transcript has 3 exons. NCBI's taxonomy places the organism in Eukaryota, Viridiplantae, Streptophyta, Magnoliopsida, Fabales, Fabaceae. The coding region runs from base 155 to 550 and encodes 131 amino acids.
UUUCUUUCUUUUCGAUCACACACAGCUUUAUCUCGGACUCAGUUCCUAUCUCUUGUUUUAAAAUAAAAUCUAGUAGAACAUUGGCAUUUGUGAAGAUUAUUUUCCCCUAAUUGUGGAGAGAAUUGCCCCCUGUUGCUACCAAGCAAGCAUAGCUAUGACUCUCCUUGUUAAUUCUCCUCUGCUGCCACUGCCAUCUACUCGGUGGUUGAAAUCGAAGCAAGAAUUUAGGUUAUUUUCACAUGGGCCAACCAUAAUUGGAGGAGGAAUGAGCAGAAGCAUCUUUGGCACUGGGAAAAGGAAUGGAAAUAGGAAUGGGGUUAAAGCCUUUUUCUUUAAUCCUGAACAAGACCCCAUCGUCAAAGAAGCUCUCAAGGAACCAGUGGCAUUCUUGGGUGGAAUGUUUGCGGGUAUUUUGAGACUUGAUUUGAAUGAGGAGCCCCUCAAGGAAUGGGUUACUAGGACUGUGGAAGCUGCAGGUAUUAGUGAAGAAGAAGCCAAUACAGAAGAGUCAACAACUGAGGAAGCUCCACAAGAGAUCCAGAUUGAAUAACAAUUGCAAUUGUUUCUUCGGUAUACAAGUUUUGAGAAACUGGCAUAGGAUUAUUAUGUCGACAGAACAAUAAAAAUUGAUUCAAGUGGUUAUGAGUUAUAAUCUUUCGAUUGCAUAUGUGAAAUGGAGAACAUCUCUGUUCCUGUCUCUUCCCUUAAAGAUGGUAAAUUUAGGUGUUCGGAUUGGUUUAACAACUUGCUUGAUUUGGUAUCAUCAAGUCUCUGUCUAUUGUUAUGCCAACUAAAUUUUAUCCUCAAGCAUUUUUUGUUUUACAAAUCAAAGACAAAUGGUGCUUACCGUUAUUGCUAUUCUGGCGCCAUUUAUUUUAACCUGCUAUGUAAUUGUAAAUUAAGUUGUUUAGUCAUGUAGUUUGGUCUCGGAAAGAGUUCUGCUGAAGGUGUAUGUUAUAUUAUUCAGAAUUUUGUGCA